Messenger RNA from Calidris pugnax (ruff), 1045 nucleotides. It is a transcript of the gene MRPL12, whose product is annotated as mitochondrial ribosomal protein L12. The record is from RefSeq and is a predicted model, not a curated record. Gene Ontology annotation, molecular function: structural constituent of ribosome. The transcript is spliced from 4 exons. The coding region runs from base 29 to 604 and encodes 191 amino acids. Gene Ontology annotation, cellular component: ribosome; mitochondrial large ribosomal subunit. NCBI's taxonomy places the organism in Eukaryota, Metazoa, Chordata, Aves, Charadriiformes, Scolopacidae. Gene Ontology annotation, biological process: mitochondrial transcription; translation.
GAGCGCCGCCGUGUCCUCUGCGGCCGCCAUGCUGCCCGCCGCCCGCGCGCUGCCGCCGCGCCUGGCCCGCCUGCCCUGGCGCUGGGCACCGGCCGGGCCUCCCGCUCUCGGCCUGCGGGCGUUGGGUACCGGUCGAUCCCGGCGCUCGGAGGCUUUGGCCGGAGCGCCGCUGGACACGGCCGCCAAGGAGUACUCGCCCAAGGUGCGGCAGCUGGUGCGGGACAUCGCCGGGCUGACGCUGCUGGAGGUGGCCGACCUCAACGCUCUCCUCAAGGAGACUCUGAAGAUCCCGGACGUGGGGGUGAUGCCGGCGGCGGCGGCCGCCUCCCUCCUGCCCUCCCAGGCGGCUCCGCAGGAGGAGGAGGAUAUCCCGCUCAAGAAAGAGAAAACACAUUUCACCGUCCGGCUGACGGAGAUGAAACCCGCUGACAAGGUGAAACUGAUCAAGGAGGUGAAGAACUUCGUGCCCGGCGUGAACCUGGUGCAGGCCAAGAAGCUGGUGGAGUCCCUCCCGCAGGAGAUCAAGGCGAACGCCUCCAAGGAGGAAGCAGAGAAGAUCAAAGCGGCGCUGGAGGCGGCAGGAGGGACUGUGGUUCUGGAGUAGGAGGCCCGGGUCGCACCGAGGAGGGACUGGUGUGACGGCAGAGCCUUCCCCGCUGCCACCACCCCGACCCGUGGCCGCUGCCGGGGCCGGGCUCGGGCUCCGGGACGUCUCCCGAAGUGCGGGACGUCCUUUAGUCGUGCGGUGGGAAUGGAAAGCUCUCUCCAAACCCAUUGGCUGCAAAAGAAAUGCUGUACGGUUUUGGCGGGGCUGCUCACGAGUUCCGGCACCGCCACGAACUCUACCUUCAUAAAUAUUGCUCCCCCCCUAAAAAAAAAAACAAAAAAAACACAAAAAAACCAACCUGUUAAAUGGUUAAAUCUCUCAAAACCCAAUGUGCCUAAACCGUUGCCCCCCACACUGCUUGGUAUCUCCCCCCCUCACACCCCCUUCCUCAAGCUGCUUUGGGUGCUGCCGCACCGAAAAGGGAUGCUUUGACUUUCU